Ostertagia ostertagi is the source of this 231-nucleotide messenger RNA. Lineage: Eukaryota; Metazoa; Nematoda; Chromadorea; Rhabditida; Trichostrongylidae. The record is from the annotation of a GenBank genome assembly.
AUGUCAACAAGCCUCGUGUGGCGUCCACGGUGCGAGUUCCAACUAGAAGAAGUCGGCAGGAUGCGUUGCUUGAAGAGAAUCCAUCACCACCACCCGUCAGCCGUCGGAGGACCUCUCGCAGUCCAACUCCAUUUCGACGUUCCAUCGCAGGAGACAGGUGUGCUGAGAGCAUCCUCAUCAAGCAAAAGAGUGAGCAGGUGGGAUGCCACAACUUCUGUCGAGCAACAGAGG